UUCACAUCUUGAAGUAAUUGUAAAAAGAAAACAGUCAACUUAGUUUGAUGUUUAACUCAAAUUUUUUCUGCAGUCAUUUAAUAGCUCCAUUACUUUAGGUGGCACUGCUACAUCCACAGCUACUUCUCAGUCACCAAUUCCAAGCUAAAGAAACCUACGUUUUAAUGAAUUUCAACAAACUGUACCAAAUAACAAGUACAAAAUUAAAGUAGACUCUAAAUAUAUUUGCCUGUUUAGAAUUUGAAAUGUCUGGACUAGAGCAAUUGGACAUUCCAGAAAUGACAGACGUUGAAGAUGACACAGUCGACAUUCGAAUUGAUAAAUCAAGGGUCGCACUCUUAUUUUCUAAAAGCAAAGUAUGUAUCCAUCCAACGACAAAAAUUAAAGACAAUAUCUCUGGAUACUUAUCUCUAUCGAAAACAAAAACAAAUUCCGGAACUCCAUUAACCGGUAACGACAUCUUGCUUUCUUGGGUUCCAGAUUCGUUUUUAAAAUCAAGACCAAGAGAUUUAAAUGUAUUCCGAACGGCUGAAGCGUCUACUGAAAGCGAUCUUAAGCAACUGGUAGAGAUUCCCGAUCAUUUGGAUUAUUCGUUUUCAAUUCGUUUAAACAGUAUUUAUUCUAUACUAUUUCGUCCUCCUAAGUAUGGUUGGAAUUAUGGAAGCAUUGUCAUCAAUUUGCGAAACAGUGGUGAAAGUUUACCACCUUUGUUCUUCCACGAUGAUGAGUGUUCCAGCACGAUUGAGUAUAGUCGACGUAUCGCUAAAGAUCACUUUGAUCCCUUUGAUGAAAAUGGUAACAUCUUUUGGGGAGGUACACAUCUCAUUAUGCACUUGAAAAAAUACAUCAACCUGGAACACUCAACACAUGAACCACAGUUAUACCUUGUGAACCCCAGUCCGGAAGACACACUUGCAUUUCAAUCUCAUGAUUUAAGUCAUGUAGAUUCGCCAACAAAACAAGGUUUCAGUGACCCCGUUCCUUCUCCGAAAAAGUCACAAUCCUAUUUAAAUCCCUUUCGUCGUGCUUUCCAAGAUCUCUCAUUUACUGUUUUAGAACGUUUCAGUCGAGUCACGAAUUAUGGUAAGUCUGAGGUGGAUAAAUUAAUGGACCAUAAAGUAACAAAAUCAUUGCUCCCGCAUUUUCCACGAGAGGUACAGGUUCUAUUUGAAUCCAAGCGUCUCCAAAAUUUAACUGAGGAAUAUGAUCCUGCUCGCAUCUUUCUUGCCAAGUGGGCAGCUGGGGUUGUCGAGAAUUCUGAUACAAACAUUACUAACGCUACCUCUGAUGCUGGUUUGCUGUCUGAGCAACAGCAGGAAGAGGAUUCCUCCUUGGGUCCUUUCGAACUAGUGUAUUUUGAUGAACGUGUUAAACGAGGUGAGCCGCUCAGUGUAGACCAAUGGAAGAGUUCGUUUAACAGCGAGGGAAGAUUAAUGGUGAAUAUCGAUUACCUACUUGGUAUUAUUUUUCAUGGAGGCAUGGUUCCUUCACUGAGGAAGGAAGUAUGGCCUUUUCUACUCGAUAUUUACCCAUGGGAUUCUACUGAACAAGAACGGAAAGCUCUCUAUCUUAGUCUUCAAGAUGAAUACAUCAGAUUGAAAAGACGAUGGUAUGAUGAUAUACCCCGACAAUUCAAUGAUCGAUCAUUCAUAGAACAAAAGAAUAGAAUUGAAAAAGAUGUUCAUCGAACUGACAGACAACACGAGUAUUUUCAAGAAGAAGACUUACCUCAUCCUGAUCCUCAGUCAACCUUUACAGGUACUAAUUUACAUAUGGAAAUGAUGAAAGACAUGCUCCUAACUUAUAACGAAUAUGAUACGGAACUGGGCUAUGUGCAGGGAAUGUCAGAUCUACUAUCCCCAAUUUAUGUUACAUUCAGCGAUAAUGCCUUGGCGUUUUGGGGGAUGGUCGGAAUGAUGAAGCGUCUUCACCAUAAUUUUCUGCGAGACCAAUCUGGUAUGCAACGCCAGCUAGAAACUCUACGACAAUUGAUUCAGCUAAUGGAUAAAGAAUUAUUUAUUCACUUGGAAAAGACAGAUUCAUCAAAUCUCUUUUGUUUUUUUCGUAUGCUAUUAAUAUAUUACAAACGCGAAUUUGACUGGGAAAUACUUUUGAAACUUUGGGACGUUCUUUUCACGAAUUAUCUUUCUUAUGAUUACCAUAUAUUUAUUGCUUAUGCCAUUGCUGAACGGCAUCGCGAAGUUUUGUUAAACCAAACGCACGCAUUUGAUGAAGUACUGAAAUAUUUCAAUGAGCUUUCAGGACGUAUUGCUUUAGAGCCGACACUUAUUUGUGCUGUACAUUGUUUUUACCAAUUCAAACAAACGGUAUCUUUGAUAGACCGCAAAAGACAAGAACAAAAUGAAAACAAUGAAGAAGCAUCAAAAUCGCUUCCUGUCAUAACCCCUUAUUUAAGAAGCCUUUUAAGCAAAAAGCCUCCACACUAUGGAGGAACGAAUAAUUGAAUGAAUCAUUACUGUUGGGUUAUGCUCUUAAUUUGUGACAAUAUUGGAUUAUAUCUGAUUUCUAUUAAACUAAAGACUCAAUCAUCCAUAGUUAAUAAUUUAAUACUUACGUUUCGGAUUUGACCGAGAACUGAAUUUUUUCGCCGGAGACCUUUUUUUCUGAAACGCUUUUAAUUUCUCCUUUUGUUCUUUUUCUUUUAAAAUUUUCAUCCGUGUUCUCCUUUUCUUGCUCGGUCUCCACCGUGAUUUCUUUUUACCAUCAUCGACUUUAAU
Molecule: messenger RNA, 2738 nt
Organism: Schizosaccharomyces octosporus yFS286
Lineage: Eukaryota; Fungi; Ascomycota; Schizosaccharomycetes; Schizosaccharomycetales; Schizosaccharomycetaceae
Product: GTPase activating protein Gyp7
Exons: 1
Coding region: 246-2465 (739 amino acids)
Biological process (GO): activation of GTPase activity
Molecular function (GO): GTPase activator activity
Source: RefSeq, a predicted model, not a curated record